AUCAGCAGAAUCGUAAUGACGUUCUGCAAGCGUUUCGCACUCUCGAGUCGGUUUCUUGUGUCGUCUUCAAGGAAGCCACGCGCGAUCAGCCUGACUAUUUGAAUAUCACCUCGGACAAAGUGGGCUGUUUCGCCGCAGCGGGCUACCAAGGCGGUCCACAAGAGCUCAAUUUGUCCCCAGAUGGCUGCUUCCAACACGGCGUUAUUGUGCAUGAGGUUCUGCAUUCCUUGGGCUUUCACCAUCAGCAAAGCACGUGGAAUCGUGAUGAAUAUGUUCGAAUACAAUAUGAAAACAUACAAGAGAACAUGGAAUACAACUUCAGAAAGUUCCGCAAGGACGAAGUGGACAAUUUCGGCGAGGAAUAUGACUACGGCAGCAUCAUGCACUACUAUGCCACAGCACUAUCCAAGAAUGACAAACCAACCAUUGUGCCGUUGAUCAAGGGCUACGAGAAGUUAAUCGGAACUCGA
Molecule: messenger RNA, 470 nt
Organism: Drosophila navojoa
Lineage: Eukaryota; Metazoa; Arthropoda; Insecta; Diptera; Drosophilidae
Product: zinc metalloproteinase nas-13-like
Source: RefSeq, a predicted model, not a curated record